Saccostrea echinata is the source of this 1644-nucleotide messenger RNA. RefSeq lists its product as uncharacterized. Bases 10 to 1644 code for a protein of 544 amino acids. The record is from RefSeq and is a predicted model, not a curated record. NCBI's taxonomy places the organism in Eukaryota, Metazoa, Mollusca, Bivalvia, Ostreida, Ostreidae. The transcript is spliced from 6 exons.
GUGUUUCAUAUGCAAUUUACAGCUGUUCAUUCACAGUGUGAUAGCAGAAGAGGCACAGAGGGAACUACACAGUGUGUUUCUUCCAUUUAUUUCCAUGAAACAAAACAGGAACCAGCGGUGUGUCUUAAAAAAUCGACCAUCAACUCUUUGGCCCGCCAUAUUGCCUGUCGGGAUCGGUCUGCCGAUUAUUGUUGGUAUUACUGUUCACUAACUCCAAACAGAGGAGGUAUCAGCACUUGUCAGUGUGACUCAGAUAAUUCGAAAUCAAUUCAGUCAGUAGUUCCCCUGCAUUGUUAUAUACCCUCCGGUAAAAGCUGUUCGUGGUAUAGGGAGUGUUUGGAAACCCGAAUUCCAUGUGAAUCGACAAAUUAUAAAUAUGCUAUAACAUAUGCAGAAAAGUAUUGUGAACUCUAUGAACAAAAUUAUGCCAGUUUUUCUUUACAGGGAAAAACAUGGGUGGAUGCGGUAAGAAAAUGUUUGCAAGAAGGUUUAGUCUACGCACUGUUUCCUAAAAAAACAGUGUCUUGUGAAAAUCUAAAGGCAAAGGCAUUUCUAUCUCAUAUUGAUUGUUAUCAGAAUCCGGCUCCAGAUGUUCGUUUCUGUGAUUUGAGCCUUUCUGAUCAGAUGCGAGUAUUUUGGACAAUAAAGGGUGCAUUGUUGAACGAAUUCAGAAAGACAGUAUCUUCGGGAUGGACAGUUUUGCGAUCUUGUAUCUCUGAAUCUUAUCCUCAAAAAUCUGAGAAAUUAGUCAUGCUUGAAAUUGAAUCUACUAACAAUCUUAUUACAGAGGAAAAAGUAGAAAAUAUUACCAAACAUUUGUCUCGUGUACUCGGAUGGUCACAAGACAUAAUGUAUGCUUUUGCAGGUCCAGACAUCAGUGAUUCUCAGGCAAAAUCCGUCUCAAUAAAAAUAUUUAUUUCUUCUCAAUCGAAGAGCCAAUUAAGACUGGAUGAAGCCAUUAACUCUCUGAUACAGAAAGCAAUGCCUGGGACAUCUAUUGUUCUGACGCUGGAUGAUGGUAGUACAGUAAAGAUCAUAGCAGUAACAGGCUGUAAUGACCCACAAUGCAUGUCUACUUCAUUUGCUUUCAGAACAAAUGAUGAUCUCAGAAAGGGUCUGUGUGCUUGUGUUACUAAAGUCUCUACUGCUGUUAACGGAAGGAAACAAGCAACUACUUCUUCUGAGAUUGGUGGACGACUGCGAAAAGGAUCAUGCUACAAAAUCGUAGAUGGUCCUUCCAAUAAUGACGAUUACACCUGGCACCAACUCACACACUACUGUUGGACUGAGAAUCUAUGGGUAGCAAAUUCGUACCUGGAAGCGUCUUUACUUUCUUACUGCAAUGAACCGAUCUGUCCGGAACGGUCUAAAAGUUUGGCCUGCCAAAUUAUAAACAAUACACAGAACAUUACAUUGAGGGACUACCAUCCCUCUGGGGUGAUAGACGAAGCCAAUCCCAGGCAGAAUAUCAUAGACACUUGCAGUGGUCACGCUGCAUGUCGAUCAAUGUAUAAUUGUACGGAAUGUGCCUAUCUAGGUGCCCCAGGUGGCUACAUUUGCCUCCAAGAAAACAUGCUGACGUAUAUUAAUGAACUUGGAAAGACAAUAGGCAUAGAGGUACAAAUUCCUAGAAUGCAAACAUAG